Lasiosphaeria miniovina is the source of this 1045-nucleotide messenger RNA. RefSeq lists its product as uncharacterized. Gene Ontology annotation, biological process: regulation of Rho protein signal transduction; Rho protein signal transduction. The record is from RefSeq and is a predicted model, not a curated record. NCBI's taxonomy places the organism in Eukaryota, Fungi, Ascomycota, Sordariomycetes, Sordariales, Lasiosphaeriaceae. The transcript has 2 exons. Gene Ontology annotation, molecular function: actin binding. The coding region runs from base 372 to 947 and encodes 191 amino acids. Gene Ontology annotation, cellular component: plasma membrane.
GCAACUUCAAAUUGCAGCCCGGGCACUGAAGCCCGCAAUUGCACUCUUUGGCGGUUAGACCCCUCUCCUAUAACCAUGGCUAUUGGAACUCGUUUUCUUCAAUCGCCCUUAUUACACCACCCCGUUGGUAGCAAGCUUGGCGGCAGCAUCACGUGCCCCUAAUAACAGUUCGUUAGCACACGUCGUCUUGGCUCGUCAGCAAGCCGUGUCUGCCUGGCAUGCCACGCGGCUCACCGAGUAGGCCGCAGCACCUCCCGAGGCAGCAAUGUCAGUGAAAACGCCUAUUUUUUCGACAAUCUAAGUUGGUCCCGGCGCUUCCUUCUGCAUCGAUCUCCGUUUUUCGACAUAAUUAUCUCCAUUUCAAUGACAAUAUGCCGGGCCGAAUCCUCACCGAGAUCGCUAUGGAGGAGGGAAACCUCAUUGCCGAGCGCAUUGCCAUCCACAUUGACCUGGCGGGUCGCGAUACCGCAGCCGAGAAUAGCAUUGCACCAGAAUUUCAGGUCCGGGAUCCGGCGACCGGCCACGGCCGUCUUCCGCAGACCGAAGCGACAGGCGGAAACGGGGUCUCGGUCGCAUCCGACCAAUCCGCAACGGCCCCAACGCCUGAUCCAGCCCUAGCCAUUGCCAAUGCGGAGGAAAGCCACGCAGAACCAGCCCCUCCCGCCACGGCCGCCGCAGUCCCACCCACACCACCCAUAACAGGUCAUCGGAGCGAGCCGUGGCUGCGCUAUGCGCGUGUUCUCUACGACUUCGACGCCACUUUCGAGAACGAGCUCAGCGUCGUGGCUAGCGAAAUCGUCGCCAUCGUGGAGAAGGAGAUGAACGGCUGGUGGCUUGUUGAAAACACGGCGUUUAAAUGCGCCUGGGUCCCCAUGACCUAUCUCGAGGAGCUGCCCGCCGAAGCUAUUUCCCGCCCUUCCCAUACCGCUCAAGCCCAGGUAGCAUGAGAACAGACAGCAUCCUUAUCGGAUUGGGAGCAGCACAUGCGGGAAAGGACGGAACGUUGUCACAGAAAGAAAGAGAAGGACACUUGGAGCGGGCGGCA